Messenger RNA from Vigna radiata var. radiata (mung bean), 564 nucleotides. RefSeq lists its product as uncharacterized. The coding region runs from base 1 to 564 and encodes 187 amino acids. The record is from RefSeq and is a predicted model, not a curated record. The transcript has a single exon. Lineage: Eukaryota; Viridiplantae; Streptophyta; Magnoliopsida; Fabales; Fabaceae.
AUGGCUGACCAAACCAAAUUCCACCCUGCCCUUGCUGUCAACAACGUCAAGCAUUUCAUCUCUGUCACUUUAGAAAUGGACAAAGGUCAUUAUUCUACAUGGGCAGAGUUGUUCAAAAUCCAUUGUCGAGCAUACCAAGUUCUCGAUCACAUUCUCCCACUUACAUCCCAAUCAAUUGACACUAAUACGGAAACAAUUGUUGAAGUCGAUUCCGCACUUUGGUCUCGCUUGGACGCUAUCGUGCUUCAAUGGAUUUACAGCACCAUCUCCAACGAUCUUCUCCACACCAUCUUGCAACCAGACUCCACUGCACAACAAGCAUGGGAACGACUGCAAAAUAUCUUCCAAGACAACAAACCCUCACGCGCUGUGUACUUGGAGAAUCAAUUCACCCACGUCCAUAUGGACGAUUAUCCCAACAUCUCGGCAUACUGCCAAGAGCUCAAAAUGCUUGCCGAUCAACUAUCUAAAGUUGGUGCACCGGUGUCAAAUCAAAGACUAGUUCUUCAACUAAUUGUCGGUUUAAAGGAGAACUAUGAUGGGGUUGCUACUUUCAUUCAGUAG